AACACGGGAAAAAAUCUCAAGAUAGUACAACAGAGUUCCAUUCCUAAGACCACAUUGGUAAACAAAUUCGUCACUAAGUGAGGAGCAUACUAUAAUGGUAGUGGGUUUGUGUCAUCCAGCUUUGAUAUUGUUUUAAUGUCACAUUUGCACCAUUUAUAACAUUUCUGGUAUACAGUGGACCCCCGGUUAACGAUAUUUUUUCACUCCAGAAGUAUGUUCAGGUGCCAGUACUGACCGAAUUUGUUCCCAUAAGGAAUAUUGUGAAGUAGAUUAGUCCAUUUCAGACCCCCAAACAUACACGUACAAACGCACUUACAUAAAUACACUUACAUAAUUGGUCGCAUUCGGAGAUGAUCGUUAUGCGGGGGUCCACUGUAUUUUUAAAUGUUUAUACAGCAGUGUACUGUAUAUUGUAAUAAACAUAAUUAAGAAAAUCAGCUGUAAUAUGUAUUAUUUACGUAUGCAUACUGGUCAGAGAGCCCGUCGUAAGUCCGAGUCGUCGGUAAACGAGUAUACCGCUAAGUGAGGAGAGGCUGUAUUUACUCCACUGACAUCUCUGACACCAGUAGAGCAAAUGUAAUGCAUUAAUAUGGUGAUUAUUAUGGACAAGGUAGAAUUUUAGAUUCUGAUCAUUCAGCUUUCAUAUUAUUUUCUAGAAGUAUAAAUGGGCAUACUGGAUGCACAUUUAACAAAUUAUUCUGAAUUUUCAGCUUUUAAGUCAUUCCAGUACACGUAACCAGCAUGGACCUGAGGCUGUCUUAUACCUUAUGCUUAUGGUAAAUUAUCGUAAACAUGAGAUGACCAACCCAUACACUGUCAAUCUGUCUCUACUGGAUGAUGAACUCAUCCUCAAUGGUUAUGGACAGGUGAUCACAGCUUCAUUGGCAGACUUCAAUCAUAAAUACUCUGCACACUUCAUGGAGCCUCAGGGUUCUGGAUGGUUCGCAUCUCUCACUUCAAUGGUCGGCUCUAUGUUCUUGUCAGAAGAAAUGGCUACACGCAAUGAGCACAUAAAGGCAAAUGACUCAUUUUUGUUGGCAUUAUAUGAAGCAGUUCACCUUAAUCGCAACUUCAUCACGGCCCUCACGACUGCUACAGACCCUUCCACACCACCCUCCCCAGCCAACACACUUGAUCGUGGUAUCACACCACCAAUUCCAGAUUCUCCCGAUGCACCAAAUCCAUCACCAACUGUGGAAAUGGAAGCCUCAGUUCAGCCAACAAAUUUAUUAGUAACUUUUUUAGAAUACUGCUCAAUAGUAAUGCAAGACACAAAAACAGAAGAAAGUCUCAACAAUGUCAAAUUAUGCUUUGUGAUCAUCACUUGCAUAGCAGAGGACCAGUACUGCAACCUGUUACUUCAUGAUGCCAACCUCGUCUUCACAGUGCCCUUACAUAGACUUCCCAUGAGACAUCGCAAAGUGAUACCAGAGAAAACAGCUCAUGCUCGUCCUUUAGCAUGUGCAGUGUUAGAUGUCAUGGUGGAGUUCAUGAUGUCUCACAUGAUGAAGAAGCUUCCCAUCGAACUCUUUCACCAAAAUGUCAACAUCAUUCACCGCUUGUUGUGCUACCAGAAGCGCAAUUCAGUGAGACUACCUUACAACUGGAAAGAUCUUUGGGCAGCUCUAAUUGCUCUUGCUAAAUUUCUGGUCACAAAUGAAGCCUAUCUAGCCAAAAAAAUGAAUAUUUUUCAACUGGCUCAUCAGGUAAUGAAUAUUUUCAACUUAUUCAUCACAUAUGGAGACACAUUCUUGUCAACACCCUCAAGUUAUGAUGAACUGUAUUAUGAAAUUAUGCGUAUGCACCAGGUAUUUGAAAAUAUGUAUUCAAUGAGUCUUCGUUACUCUCGGACAGACGGAGAUUACAAAGAAAGUGCUCAGAAGCUUACAAACUGCCUUGGAAAUGUGAGAUCCAUCAUCAACCAUUUCACUCCAAAGCUAGACAAAUGGAGUCAAGAACAUGGCAUCUCAACUCUUACUGAAGAACAGGUUUUGGAGGUUGUACGGAACAACUAUGAUAGUCUUACACUCAAACUCCAUGACAGCCUAGACCAGUAUGAAAAAUAUGCUGAAAAGCCACAGCAUGCAAACUUCUUUGCUAAUAUGGUGCGAAGCAUUCUCAGUGACACCAGACAAGGCAUAGAUUUUGGUGCAUUCGAAAACUUGUCCAUACUGCAGGAACUGAGUAACUCAGCGUGAGGCCUAGUGUAAGUCAAUGUUCUUGGUGUUUAACAAUAGAUAAUGGAAUAUUUUCUGGUUGGAUUACAAGUAAUAUUUUGUCUUAAAUUAUAAAAUAUUUUCUUUAUAAAGCUACAAAGUUGUACCAGAAUACCGAAGAUUUCCUGGCAUUAUUGUUACUCUGUUAGAUAUUUAACAUUUGAUAUGUGAGCAUCUCAUUGUUCAGUAAUAUUCAAAAUAAUUGUAGAGCAUAAAAAUAGCUACAACCCUUAUCUUUGUCAUUUAUCACAGUAUUUUGCCUUGUGCUUGUAAAUUAAGUUUUAUUGUACAUUUUUAUUUGUAAAGAUAACAGCAUCCUUAGCUAUAGUCUCUUUGUAAUUUACAUCUUGUAAAUAUACAUGUAUUAUAUUUGACAUAAACUUGAUGUUAUUAGAUAAGAGUUAAAUUUUAAUAACUACUUUAUAUUAAAAAAUGGAAUGAACCAUUGUAGUUUCAUUUUAUAAAAUAAUCUGCAGUAGUGGUAAUAUUAACCGUAAUAUUUUAUAAUGAAUAAUACACUGUAUAAUAUCUAUCACGUGGAGUUCUCCCAAAUUUAGAAAAUAAAUUUUGAAAUUGAAAUAGUCAGAGGUUAGGUUUUUCCAGUAAGAUCAAAAAAGUUCCAUUUUCAUUUCAGAUUUUAUAAAAUUUAGUCAAACUUUCUAAAUAAAGAUGAAUGCUUUCCAGAAUUUCAGAUUUUAAAUAUAAUUACUGAAAUAACCAUUAUUGUUUUUUAUUUUUUGCAAAUACAGUGGUCCCUCGCUUUUCGUAGUUCUCGGCAAUCGUAAAUUUCGCCAAUCAUAGGGGUAUUUUCGUAUAAACAUGGACUCGUUUUUCAUAGGUUGACUCGCAAAUAGUAGUUCAUCCGGAACGCAUAAGCACGGUAUAAGCCGGGGAGGCCUCCCUACCCAGCCAGUCUGGCAUUGUUUACCAGUGAGUGAAGGUCCCCUCAAGUGCUCCUACGAAAUAUUUCAUAAUAUUCCACUCAUUUUAGUGCUUGCAAGUACUAAAUAAGCUACCAUGGCUCCAAAGAAAGCUCCUAGUGCCAAGCCUGUGGUAAAGAAGGUGAGAAAUAUGUACAGUGACAAAGUCUUGGGCCAUUUUAGGGAAGUGUUAAAGAGACGCCAGAAACAGAGCUCUCUCCACAGUUAUUUUGCGAGACAGGACUCCAGUGACUCUCAUGGUGGUCCUAGUGGCAUUAAGAAACAGAGAAGAGAAGUAACCCCAGAAAAGCAAUUGGUACCUGAGGUGUUGCUGGAAGGGGAUUCCUCUUCCAAACUGUAAACAAUCCAAUCUCUCUCCUCCUCCAGUCUCCCAUACACUAAGAAGAAUCUCCAAUAAAGGUAAGCGUUAUGCUGUUAAUUUUUCAUUCAUCAUUUCUCAUUGUAUUGUUUAUGUACUACAUGUAUAUUUCAUGUAAAAUUUUUUUUGUUUUAAUACUUCUGGGUGUCAGGAACGGAUUAAUUGUAUUUACAUUAUUUCUUAUGGGGAAAAUUGAUUCGCAAAUCGUAAAUUUCGUUUAUAGUAGCUCCUCCAGGAACGGAUUAAUUACGAAAAACGAGGGACCACUGUAAAAGCAAAAACAAAAAUUAUUUAUCUAUGUCAGGUAACUUGUGGAAUUUUCAAGACUAAGGAAGAGCACUCUUCACAUUUUUUAAAUUUGAGUUACGGUACUCAUUCUGUGAAGAAAAAAUUCCAAAUGACAAUAAUUCCAGAUUGUAUUCAGAUUUUUUUUUGUCCAAACCAGGAGUUUGCAAUUUUCUAUAACUUGGAACUUCCCCAUUCCUUGCUUCCUAAACACAUUAUUACAAAUUAGAGAGAACUUAUUAUACAACAAACCAUAUUUCAAAUUUUAUAUUUGUAUGAUGUUGUAGGUGAUGGUAAUUACUAUCAGAUUUCACAUUUUCUGUCUUACAAGAUUCAAUUUUUUAAUGAAGUUCAAAAUUCACCUUUCAUCUAAUGUGACCAGUGUCAAAAAUUUACUAAUGAAAAGGUGAUAUUCUUUUAUGUUUAAAAGGCCUGCUCUUUUGUUUAGUGUUCUGAAUCUGACAAUAUUUGUGUUACUAAAACAUUAUAUCUGGAACAUUAAAAGAAAAUCUAAAGUACUGUACUGUCAAAUAUUCUUCAACAUUUACACCAGCUAUUUCACACCAUGUUGUCUUAAUGCAGGGAUAGAUGACUCAUCAAGUGCCAGAAUAUAUGCUUUAGUUUUGCUACCAAUUUGUUGUCUUACAGCUCUUCUAUUUACCAACUCAUUAUUAUAUUCAUGGGGAAGUGUUUAACAUGAGUCAUACAUUAUUAUUAUAAUCAAGGGGGAAGCGCUAAACCCGGAGGAUUAUACAGCGCCUGGGGGGGGGGGGAUGUGGAAGGCAUUCAGGCUUAAUUCGGGGAACUGGAGCACAGAUCCAAUUCCCUAAAUCAAGAGCCCCUCACCAACAUCAAGGAACCUUCCUUGAGGGGCAUGAGUCAUACAGUGCCUAGGGACUGGGAGGCAAUCAGGUGUGAUAAAGAAAGGGGUGAUAGCUCCAAUUUCUUCGAUUAAGAGCCCUUGAACAGUUAUUAAUGCAUAAAUAUAUGUUACUCUAUACCUGCAAAACAAAAAGAUUGACUUAUUAGUGUAUUAUCAGAUAUAAAGUUGAGACAACGUAAAACACUAAUGAAAGUAGAAAUAGAGUGACAUUGAAACAUUGCACUAUGUCACCAGCAUAUUCAGUGUUGCAGCAAACAAGACCCUUUCAACUCACACAGUAUUAAAAGUACCAAAACUGACAGUUAAGACUUUCUAGCAGUGAUUAAGCAUUUUGAACUAAAUGCACAUGUGAAUUUUAUUUGUUUUUGUUUUUAAUACAUCAGCCAUUUUAAGUCUGGCUAACUGAUUUCCCCUGAAUCCCUCAUAGGUGUUUCCUUAUCACACUAACAGUAGAGACUGCUGAAGCCCCUAACACUUAAAAAUCUCUUCUCAGUCCUUCCUCAAACAUUUGUGACAUAGCCUUCCAUCUAUCCCAGAUUUAUAGAGCUGUUUUACACCAUCCUUUUUAAAUGAUCAAACCAUUUCUGCAACCCCUUUGCUAAAUUAUAUCUUUCAUAUCACCUCAAUGUUUUACAAUUUCUUCACCCCUUAUUCUCUGCAUAUUAUUCACCACACAUUGAUCUCAGACAUAACACCUUCAUUGCCUCCAUUCUCCUCACUGCAAUAUUCAUAUAAAUAGUAAAUACAUUUAUAGUAUGGAUGUCUUAUAUGAUGGAAAAUACAACAUUUUAAUUGCCUGAGUAGGUUGGUGUUAAGAAAGUUAAGAUUGUCUCUGCCUAGAUGAUUUAUCUUAUGGCACUGCCAUCACACAGUAGGUCGAAGAAUUUAUUGAAAUACAGAUCCCCCUUUCUCUACUGAAUGGGAAAAGCAUCAUUAUACAGUAUUGUAUUAUUAUUAUAAUAAUGGGGAAGGGCUAAACCCGUAGGAUUAUAGCGCCUGCGUGUAGGGGGGGGGAAUGGAAGGUAUUCAGGCUCACUUCAGGGAACUGGAGCACAGAUCCAAUUCCCUAGAUCAAGAGCCCCUUCACCAGCAUCAAGGAACCUCUCUUGAGGGGAUACAGUACUGUAGACAUGGUAGAGAGGAGUGCAAGAGAAAUGGUGAUCAGAUCUUCAGGGAGGAUUGCAGGUGAAUGGCACAGCCAUGAUUGUACAAGCGAAUAUUCACAGGAAUGAAGCAAUGUACACAGAUAAAGUAUAUAAACAUACAACAGAGUCAAAACCUACAACAUUAAUGCUUUCCUGAAAAUUGUUUGCAAGUCAAGUGUUUGGAACUGCUAACCUAUUUCCCUAUAAAUACCCAUAUUCCCAAACCACAAUAUUCUGUAUCUAAUUUCAUUUAACUUGUAACAGUAUUUUGCACUCUGUACUGUUCCUUUUCAGUGGUAAUAAACUUUGUUUAAUUAUGGUAAAUAUGGUACUGUAUACAGUACAUUACUUAUAUGUAGGGGUGGGCAGUAGCUGGAUUGUCUCAGAGAGAGGUUGAGAAUUGGAGAGGGGAUAAGGUGGGGGAUGAGGGGGUGAUAUGUAGAUUAUGAAGGUAUUAACAAGUGUAAAUGUGUGUGGGAGGGUGUGGCAUGAGGUUCUGUACCUUAACCGAUGACUAUGUCCAGUACUUAAAAGCAGCAGCUACCACAGCCCAGUCAUAAAAUGUAAUUAUUUAAUCUAUAAUUCUUAACAAAUGUGAGCUCUCUAUGCAUAUAUUGUAAUCAGGCAAAGUACUAAACUCAUAGGAGCCACACAGCACACAUGGAAUAUGGGAUGCAAUCAGGUUCAGUCCAAGGAAGGUAAGGACAGGUCUGCUUCCCAAGACUAAGAGCCCCACACCAAUAUCAAGGCACCUUCCUUGAGGGAUCUAUACGUGCAUAAAGCAAACAUGCACAAAGUAUGGGUGCAUUUUGUAAAAAACUUACCAUGAAACAAAUGCAUACUGUAAUCAGCCUUAAGAAAAUCAUAGUUAUUAAAAUUAUGGUUCUUGACCAUUCUCUACCAGACAACACGAGCUCUCUAUGCAAGCAUAAAAUCAACAUACACAAAGUAUUAAUGCAUUUAGUUAAAACUGAGAAAAAUAUUUAUUUAAAAUUUGAAUACUGUCUUGCAAAGACAGUAACUGCAGAGCAGCAUUCAUAAACUACUGUAAUUGACUGAUUCCAAUGUGCCAGUUUCAUAAGUGUGAAAUUUAAAUUGGAAUGCUGUAAGUCUGAGCUUUUACUUUAUGUACAAAAUACAUUUUGCACUGUUCUCUGAACAGAUCAGUUGUGUACCAUAUUAAAUUACAUAUCAGUAUCAUACAAUUGCCAUUUGCUUUAGGCAGUAGAUGUAUUUCAGGCCCAUGGAAGCUGUGCUAAGUUCAAUCAGGUUAGUUUCACAUAACAGGAAUCUUUGAUGUGCUUUGUGAAACGCACCUAUGGUACGUGAUGAAUGCAUAUUGCAUGUAGAGAAUUACCAAGAGAAAAAGGAAUUUACAAAAUAAUGAAUCAGGAUAAAGUGAAUCUAUACAAAGCAAGAGUAAAACUCCAUUUUUAAGUUCAUUACAAGAAACCACCAUAUUUUCAAUAUUAUUGUAUACAGUAUUUCCAAAAUCUUAUAUUUUCACAAGUGACAUGUAUGAAGACUAAACUGAAGGUUUGCAUUUGUUCAGAUGUUCAUUUGUAGUCUUACUAAAUUGUGAAACUUUUGUACAUUCAAUAUUAUAAACAUUGUUGAAAGUUAAAAAUAAUUAAUUUUUUAUAGUAUAUAAAAACCUGAAAAUCUUCAUGGGAAAUUUAUAAAAAGCUUUACCGUUUUUCAGCUUAGUUCUGUGAAGUUUGCCUCUACUUCAGAUUGUAUUGCUAACAUAACAUGGCAACAGUCAGUCACAGCCUGGUCUGUCUCUUAAUCAGUCACAAGCCAACACAGAUCGUCUGCAUUUUCACUUUAGUUGUGUAACUGUGUGUUCAGUUUUUACAUUGCAUAUUGUAGUGCAGUAUUUGAUUUAACUAAUAAAGAUUAUUUCUCAUUAUUAAUAAUAAUGGAAGAGAGCCAUCCUUUUUAUCAUGGGUUUGGUAGUCCACAAAACAUACAAGUUAAGAACCUGCUGUCUCAUCUCUUUUGAAUAUGUAUUAACAGAUUAACUGCUGUCAAAUGGAAUAAAAUAAAGAUACAGUAUAUUUAUCAUAAAAAAAUAUUAUUACUUACCCAGGCUAUUUCAAACCAAGGAAGGAUAGCCCAAAAAAAAAAGGAAACACAUUUAACAUAACCAGAACUUCUUCAUGAAUGUUACUGUUCGCUCUUCAACAGCACAUCAAAUCCCAAAAGGUGUAGGAAAUGUUCCUGAAAUGAAGCUGCAAAGGAGAUUUUAAGUGAUAGAGAAUUUAACAUCCAGUAAGAAUGUGUGAGUGUAUUAGAUCAGAGUGAGUGGAGGCAGGUUAAUUAUUAUUAUAAUAAAAAAGAAGCGCUAAGCCAGGAGGCAGGUUAAGAAUAAUACAAAAAGUACAAUUUAUGUGGAAUUUUUUUAAGUUAAUAAUGGAGAUAAUUUUAAACAUUUCAGUUUUGUUUCAGGUGUUAAUUACUGUAUUACAUUGACCCCUCAAGGAAGGUUCCUUGAUGUUGGUGAGGGGCUCUUGAUUUAGGGAAUUGGAUCUGUGCUCCAGUUCCCCGAAUUAAGCCUGAAUGCCUUCCACAUUCCCCCCCCCCAGGCGCUGUAUAAUCCUCCGGGUUUAGCGCUUCCCUCUUGAUUAUAAUAAUAAUAAUAAUGUAUUACAUUGAAUAAAAUAAUAUAAACUGCACUUAGCUGGAAUAACAAAUAAAGUUUUGAAAGUAAACCUGAUACAAUAUUUUAACCCUUUGAGGGUCGACAGGCCCUCUCCGAAACUCGUUCUCAGGGUCGGCCAAAUUUAAAAAAAAAAAAUAAUUUUCUCUUAUGAAAAGAUAGAGAAUCUUUUCCCGAUCAUAAGGACACCAAAAGUUUGAAAUUUGAUGGAAAACUUACGGAAUUAUGCUCUCGCGAAGUUAGCGGUCUCGGGGAUGUUUAUGCAUCGGCGAUUUUGCCCACUUUGAGCCCCAUUUUCGGCCAAUUCCACUGUACUAGUCGACAAAAAACAUGAAUAUUUCGCUAGAACUCCAUUUUUUCUAUCGAAUGGAUGCAACAAACCACCCAUUUAUGAAACUCAACUAUCCAGUACAGUGGUCAGAAUUUAGCAAUUUUGCCAAUUUCAUACAAAUUUCAAAAGAUGCCAAUUUCCGAAUUGGGUCCAGAAUAAACAAGAAAGACAUUCCUGGCACUAAAAUGACAUUUCCUCUGGUCAUUAGUUACGUCUCAAGGCCCCUCUUAUAUUCUUUUGCUUUCCACUUUGAAUUUUUAUUCUCGCAAAAAAUAUAAGAUUUACCGUUAUGCAGACUACUGCAUUAGUGUAAAAAAUGGUAUAAAUAUUAUUGGCGCACUUGUGAAAGAAUAUUAGACUCACCAGUUGACGUGUAUUGAACCAUUGGCACGAUUUGUUUACUUUUGAAAUUUGGUAAAAAUCAAACAUUUCUGCUACUUUGAGCUCAAUUUCAAGGUAUCUUUCAUUAUAAAACCAGUUAAAAUCAUCUCAAUUUCUGUAAUAUGUCUUCCAUUCUAUAAAAUGAGACCAAGAAAACUAGAAUACAACAAUAAAUACCAUACGAAAAUACAGUGCAAAGUCGCUGUUUUAUCCAAAAAAAUGGUCAAAGUUUUUUUUUUUCUCAUUAUUCACUGUGUGCUGCAGGAUUUUUUUUAGACUGUGCACACUGACCACAUAGACCCAUUCUUUCAUAUGAAGGCCUACCAGCUUUCUCCCACUAGAUUUGUGGGCGCUAGAAUUUAGGCGUACUAGUACAUCAAAAACCCUGGGUCGUAAGCCGUACUAGUACCUCCGAAACCCUCAAAGGGUUAAGUACAGGGCAGUUAACAGUUGAGUGGCAGUCACUCUGCCAACCAUUAUAAUGUUCCCCACCCAGAAUUCUGUAUUUAAUUAAGCAGAAAAUAUAUAUACUGUACUGUCUGAUUUUCAUCUGAGCUGAGUGCCAGGUAUGUGAAUAUUUUUAAUGUUAAAUUUAUUGUAACAAUGUUGCUCAGUUUCAUAUCUCUCAUUGGAGAUGUACCUUGAUAGCAAUGAGUGGCUCUUGAUCCAAGGAACUGAGCUUAUCCUCCCCUUCCUUAGAUGGAACCUGACUGUUUCCCAAUACCCCAGGCACUAUUUGACCCCUAUGGGUUUGGCACUUCCUGAAUUACAAUAGUCACUUUCACUAGUUAUAAUUUAAUAUAGGAACAUCUUGAUGUUUACCUUUCCUUUUCAAUUAUCAUAGCUGGUACCUAAUUUAUUGUUAUUUACACAUCAGCUCCAAAUGCCAAAUAAAAAAUAUUGUAUAGAUAUUUGCAAUGACAUCAAAGUAGUGUUUGGUUUUCUCAUACAUUGUACACUACCACUCAGUAAUACCCUUUCAGGUUUAGCAGUUAACUUUUAUUACAGUAAUAAUGUACACUAACAUGAUUGUGAGUUACACUACCUGUUUUGUUCAGCCAUUGUGCGUUGGACUUCCAUUUAUUUAUCUUUAUUAUAUAUGCCAUAACAUACAUGUAGGGGCAGUACUGUAUAUCUUUAUGGAUAUGUUAAUUAGAAAAUUACAGAUUAGGAUGUUUAGUGUCAUAAUAAAUUGUUUACUUUUCCCAUUUUAAAUGUUAAUAAAAAUCUU
This is a messenger RNA of Cherax quadricarinatus, 10433 nucleotides long. Its product is annotated as armadillo-like helical domain-containing protein 3. The record is from RefSeq and is a predicted model, not a curated record. Gene Ontology annotation, cellular component: cytosol. NCBI's taxonomy places the organism in Eukaryota, Metazoa, Arthropoda, Malacostraca, Decapoda, Parastacidae.